Bactrocera oleae (olive fruit fly) is the source of this 5215-nucleotide messenger RNA. Lineage: Eukaryota; Metazoa; Arthropoda; Insecta; Diptera; Tephritidae. The record is from RefSeq and is a predicted model, not a curated record.
UUCACUCACUGGAUUGUUAAAUAAAAGUCCCACUUUAAUGACUAUACACUUAUCUUUAUUUCUUAUUCCAACAACUUAACUUGUUAUUCUAGUUUACAACUUAGCUCAAUUGCUACACGGCAACAUUCUAAUUAAAACUGUGUUUGCUGCACAGUCUGGCAGCGUAUAUAGCAGAUCUUUAACAAAACUUCGUCUCUAGAACAAUCUGGCAACUUCUGAUUCGCUGCCUGGUUGCCCUUAUUCCAUGCUAGUUGUUUCUGACAAUUUAUCGUGGAUUCAAUUUUGUUCUAUCAUCUGUGUUUGUCACAAUAUAAAAAGUAAAUAAAUCUUCGUAAAAAUGUCUGAAACCGAUUUAGACAAAAGAAAUUCCUGUACAAAUUAUCACAUAAUUGCUGAAUGGAAAAGUUGGUGUCGCCUAUGUGCUAAAGCCAAUGCAAGUUAUAUCAAUGCUCUAACUGGGCAAUGUGUGCCAACCAUGUCCAGUUUUAAUCUUUACAAUUUAAACAAUAUAGUAUCUGUAAUAGCCGAUUUUUUUCAAGUACAUAUUAAUGAAGACGAGAAACUUACGCCCCUUAUUUGUACAGAUUGCUACAACAUAGUUAAAUCCUUCGUUGAUUUUAGUGAGAAUAUUAGAAAAGUACAAAAAUUUUACAAUGAUCUAUUGCAUAGAGAUAAUACAAUGAAAAUAGAUUUAUCAGCUUUGUAUAAGAAACAUGGCUUAUUUAAGGAAAAAUUAAAUACAGCACAAACCAGCACUGAACUACCAGUGGAAGAAAUUUUUAUAGCCGAUUCAGAUGCCGCAAGUAGAGCACAUACAUCGAAAUUUCAAAUAAAAAAUGAAAACUCAUCAGAAGCAUUAUCGCCUGAGGUGCUUUUUAAAGAAUUUGAAAAAGAAGAAGAACUUCAAGACCCCAUUGCCGAAGAAAAAAUACUAACCGGAGUUGAAAAUUGUGUAGCAACAACGAGAAAAAACAAUUAUGGAGACAAUGAUGACUAUGACAUGCAAAUGGAUUCUUCGGACGAAGAUGAGAGAAAGCGGCACAAUAGAUUGAAUAAUGAGGAUAUUGAAACGGAUGAUGAUGAAGAAGUCACAAAAGAAAGUAAAUACACUUGCAGUAUUUGUUCAAAACGUUUUCAACGUAGCUGUAACUAUGCUGCACAUAUGAUCAAGAAACAUGAAAAAAUUAUAUGCCCACAUUGCCCUGGUUCAUUCGAUAGUGAAUCAAAUUUAAAGCGUCAUAUGAAAGAACAUCGAGAGUUAUACACGUGUAAACAAUGCGAUCGCGAAUUUCAGCGUAAAGAAAAUGUUGCCCAACACAUUAAAUGUGUACACAAUGAUGAGCGCCCAUUUAUUUGUGAAGCUUGCGGCGAUGCUUUACGCUCAAAAGGACAACUUAAAAUGCACAUGUUAACGCACACAGACUACUCACCUUUCGAAUGUAAGGAGUGCGGAAAGUGUUUCAAAGAGAAACAUCGUUUAAAGAGACACAUGCAAAUACAUGGGGAUAAACUUAUUUGCAACGAAUGUGGGAAAGAGCUAAGUUGCCGUGCCACAUACAAUAGUCAUAUGUUAGUACAUUCCGAUAAAAUGCAACACAAAUGUGAUUAUUGCGGCCGAGCAUUCAAGCGUGCCAGAGCACUUAAAAGCCAUUUAAUACUCCACAGUGGACUAAAACCAUAUUCGUGCGAAUUUUGUGAUAGGACAUUUACAAAUGGGUCAAAUCGACGUACUCAUAUGAAAAGGACGCAUCCAAGUGAAUUAGCCGAGCUAGAAGCUUCAGGAGAAAAAAUGUAUACCAAAAAUAUACCAGAAUUGGCCGUGUUGAAAUCUGUUAUACGGAGAGCUGAGAAUCUUGUACCUGUUGUCUCAAAACAAAGUGGAAAUUUUGCUUUCGGCAAAAAAACAAACUCCAAACCUGUAAAUUCUGCGGACACAACGAGUUCCGAAUUGAAGAAUUAAAAAAUAAUUAGCUAUUACCUUUAGCAUUAUUUAAAUAGUUUUUUUUAAUUAGGUGCAUCAACAUCUAUAAAAAAAAAGAAACAAAAGAACAUCAAAAGCAUGAUUUAAUGAAAUUUAUUAACAUUUACAUAUUACCUUUAGAAGUCACACAUUAUCAAUAUGUGUGUAUUUUGUUGUCCUUUAAAUUGCUGCAUAUUCCUUCCAUACUUUCAUGAGCAAAUAUAUUUAAUUAUUAUUUCGUUUAUUUGAAAUUAAGAAAAAAAUAUAUCUACUUGAUUAUUUGCUUAUCUACUCUAUGUACAGGAAAAAUUAUCGAUUACGAAACUAUCGAGUACAUUCAUUUUAUACAAUCGAAACAUAACUGCGGACGCUUAGUUUUUAUCCUCCCUAUCCGAAAAACAUCUGUUCUUAUUCGGUAAUUUUUCACAGCUUUUUCGCUAACAUUUUAGUAAACAUACGUAUUACAUGUAUUUUGGUGAAUAAACAGUGAAAUUUUAAUUAACAUAUAUCAGUGUAUGGAAAGAUGAAUGUUAUGGACGGUUUAGGAGUUGAUGAAAAGCUCAAUAGCAAUAUUGAUAAAAUUGCGUCUUGGCACCUUUGGUGUCGCUUAUGUGCAAAGCAAGAUGUUCAAAACAUUAGUGUUUUUUUCAAAGAUGAACAUAUGGUUGCUACUGCAGGAAAUGGCGAACAAAAUGAACUUGGGCUUAAUAUUGCUAUUGCUAAAUACUUUUGUGUGCAAAUAAAAAUGAAUGAUGAACUUCCGGACCGACUGUGUACUGAGUGCUUUUCUUUGAUAACGUCUUUGGUGAAUUUCAACGAACGGGUGUUAAAAGUGCAGGAAAUGUAUGAAACCUUUCAAAGUUUUAGUGGCAAUAUAGAAAUGGAUUACCAAACAUUACGCUUAAAGUUUGGUGUGCCAAUUGAUGACCGACCACAUGAGUUUAUAUGCCGUACACUGGGCGAAGUACUCUUGCAUGAAGAAAAACCAAAAAUAAAUGAAUUUGAUGAAAAAAGUUUUAUGGAAGAAGCUGUGAUAGAUAUUUUACCAAAAGUGUGUAGCAAUGUAAUCGAAAUAAAGGAAGAAAAUACAAUUGAGUUAACACCGCCGGCAGAAGAUGAAGAUGCGUACGAUUUUGAAAAUGAAGACGUUUGUGACGAAGACCCUUUCGGUAGUGAAAGUGAAACAAAAAGCGAUGAAAAUUCUAGUUCCAGCGGGAGUUCAGUGAAUAACGCACGAAAAACAAAUAUAACAAAAAAACAUGGUACUGAAAAAGAUGAAGCAAAUAUUAAUAAUUUUAGAAAGAGAAAAAUUAAAGAAAAUUAUGAUUUUAAACAAGCAGAAGAAGGUGGAGAUGGUGAAUGUAACGAAAUAUAUACAUGCAAAGAAUGCGCACAGUUAUUUAAAAGAAUAUCUAAUUAUCGCACACAUAUGGAACGCAAACAUGGACAACUUGCGGUCGUGCCCAAAUUCACAUGUACCGAUUGUCCAUUUACAUGCAACACUCAAGCACAAUUAAAUCAUCAUGCCGUUAAACAUUUGCCUCUAACAAAGCGACGUAUUGUGCCCUGUCCUCAUUGUGACCAUAAAUUCCCAACAAAGACUUAUGUUGCACAGCACAUUAAAUAUGUGCAUAUGAACGAACGCUCCUUUAUUUGUGAGGAAUGCGGCGAAGCUGUGCGCUCGAAGGGACAACUUAAACAACACAUGCUCACACACACAGACUAUGCGCCGUUUGAAUGUGAAGUGUGUAAAAAAGGCUUUAAAAAUCAAGUGCGACUGAAAAAACAUAUGGAAACUCAUAAUCCAAAUAAGCACAUUUGUGCCGAAUGCGGUUUGCAAUUAAACUCGAAAGCUACAUUGAACCGCCAUUUGUUGGUGCAUUCCGAUGUCAUGCAACAUAAAUGUGAUUUUUGUGGACGGGCAUUUAAGCGUGCAAAGGCACUAAAAAACCACCUCAUUUUACAUACAGGUCUCAAACCCUAUUCGUGCGAUUUUUGUGAUAGAACAUUUGCCAAUGGUUCUAAUUGCCGUACACAUAAAAGAAAAGCGCAUCCUGAAGAAUUAGCUGCGUUGGAAGCUUCUGGAGAAAAAGCAUAUACUAAAAAUAUACCGAAAUUAGCAGUACUGAAGUCUGUUACGCGUGCGGCUGAUAAUCUUGCGCCUGUUGUUUCUAAACAAAGUGGAAAUUUCGCUUUCGGCAAGAAACCCAAACUGCCACCAGACAGCGUGGGCACUGUUAGCAAAAAACAAGCUAAAACGCUUAAACAAUCUAUGACUACGCCAACGAAAGCUGCAUCUAUCGCGAUAUCUGGUAACAAUAAUGCUAAUCAUGGAAUACUUUCCGAUGUUCAAUCGAAUAACCAGCGCAUUGACGAGCAGCAUAACUCGCUAGGCAGAAAUGUACCCACAAUCGAUAAUAUAUAUAAUCAACUAAUGAAGCAAACUACCACUAACAGUGCUUAUCCUAUGAGUUCUACCUCCAUAAUGACUCCCAUGCAUAUGGAAUUUAAACGCCCACAUAGUGAAGACUCAUCACCAGCUAACAACAGUUGUGUCGUUGAUAUAACAAAUGUCAAUGCGCAGCAGCAAACGCCGCUUAAUCAGCAAUUAUUAGUGCCAGUGCAAGAUUCUGCAAUUCAAAAUUUUUGUACGGCAUUUAUAAAGCAACACAAAAUAGGUGUAAAACAACAACAUACAACCGCUUUACAACAACAGCAUGAUGAAAUAUCCAUACAUAGUCCGGCGAGUCAUAUUUCCCAUCAUACAGAAGAGCUCACCACAGCAUCAACAAAUGCAGCGGAAGCAAAUAGUUUUUAUAGCCACAUAAGACAACAUACACCAGAUAGUUAUCUUUAAAUGUCACUUGAUAGCAAAAGAAGACUUUUCUCAACUAAAUAUGAAUGUGAGUGAGUGCGUAUUAUGAGAUCUUUGGUUUGUAUUGUUAGAUUUGUGUUUGUGUGUAUGUAUGUAUGUGUAGCUUAAAGUAUGUACAGGGUAGUGCUAAUGUAAUUAUAUUGUAAUUAAUUAGAACUUUUAAAUGAAAUGUUACACCAUAAUUAACGGUUACCUUGGUGAUUUAAAGCCAAUGUCCACUUUAUUUCCACAGUUACAUAACCAAAUUAUGUAUUAGAAAUCAAAAAAGUAAUUUUUUUUACUAACAAUAGUUCAUAGACGUGCUCGAAAAAUAUACUUUCGUUUUUCUAACACAAUUUCAAUAAAAAAUUAAGUUAUUAUAUAAUUGUUAAUAAUUAAUU